UCAAUUGCAAAAUCAUCUCUCACCCAAAAUAACGAUAAACACAGGGAGAGAGAGAGAGAAAGAAAUUCAAUGGCCUCCUCUUCCUUAUUUCUGCUAGCUUCUCUUCUUGUUCUGGCCUCAUGGCAGCAGGCCAUCGCCUUUGAUCCUAGCCCGCUCCAAGAUUUCUGCGUCGCCGACAUGGCCUCACCUGUGCGAGUAAAUGGGUUUCCUUGCAAGAACCCAAUGAAUGUCACAUCGGACGACUUCUUCAACGCGGCCAAGUUUGACAUGCCAAGGAAUACUAUGAAUAAAGUCGGGUCUAAUGUCACCAACCUCAACGUCAUCAAUUUCCCGGGCCUCAACACUCUUGGCAUCUCACUAGCUCGCAUCGACUACGCGCCAAUGGGUGUCAACCCACCACAUGUGCAUCCUCGUGCUACUGAGCUUCUCACUGUGCUUGAGGGAACACUUUAUGUUGGUUUUGUUACAUCCAACCCUAACAGGCUCUUCUCCAAGGUGGUGCAUAAGGGUGAUGUGUUCGUGUUCCCUAAGGCAAUGAUUCACUUUCAAAUGAACCUAGACCACAAUAAGCCUGCGGUUGCCCAAUCAGCACUCAGCAGUCAAAACCCAGGAGUUAUUACUAUUGCUAGUGCCAUAUUUGGAUCAACGCCACCAAUCUCUGAUGAUGUUUUAGUCAAGGCAUUUCAAGUGGAGAAGAAGGUGAUUGAUUGGCUGAAGUCUCAAUUCUCGGAGAAUAACCACUACUGAUUAUAUCAUGUUUCUUGAUUGUUCCUUUGUGCGUUAUAAUAUGUAUAAUAAAUGGGCUUUUGCCUAGUUGAUGUCAUGGUAUGCUAAAACAGUAUGUUUGAUCGUCCAUGUUUAAUAAAUGUAAUGCAAUAUGGACACAGUACGGCGUCCUUUUCCUAAUUAUAUAUUAAUAUAAAAGAAUGAUUGUUCAUGAAA
This is a messenger RNA of Oryza sativa Japonica Group (Japanese rice), 942 nucleotides long. The record is from RefSeq and is a predicted model, not a curated record. NCBI's taxonomy places the organism in Eukaryota, Viridiplantae, Streptophyta, Magnoliopsida, Poales, Poaceae.